CAGACCUCCCUCUCCAGCUCCAAUCGCUCUGUAACUCAGCAGUCACACAUACUCCCAGCUGCUGUGCCUUACACUUCUCCCAAAGUCUUCUGCAGCAGCGCUCUUAGGGCACCAUGUAAACUCCAGGGGGUGACCCCCGACACUUUGACAAUAUUGUCUUCAUUCAAGUAGGUGCCACUUGUUGUGACUUAUGGAUACAAGGAUAAGAGAGGCAAGGAGCAACUACCAGAGCACAAUGGCAGGAUAAACUAAAGAUCAGUUUUAACAGCUUUUCAAGAAACCAACCAGCAACAAUGGGGACACUUAAGCAGACGAACCCAACUGAGGAACUGGGCUCUAGAGGACUGCAUUCAAAGAGUAUGCAUACUUUCCAUGGUGCCCACACUAUCAUGAUGGACUACACCAAGCUGGUGGGGGUCCAAGUGAUUCUCAUUGCAGCCUACUCUUUAAUUAUCCUCUUGGGAUUGGUUGGGAAUUCCCUGGUAAUAUACAUGAUCGUGAAGUAUAAAAAUAUGCGAACUGUGACCAAUUUCUUUAUUGCCAACUUGGCAAUUGCAGACCUUAUGGUGGAUAGUUUCUGCCUGCCAUUUACUUUGGUGUAUACCCUCAUGGACGAAUGGAAAUUCGGGUCAGUUUUGUGCCAUCUAUUUCCUUAUGCUCAAGCCAUGAGUGUCAAUGUCUCUACCCUUACCUUGAUAGUCAUUGCAUUGGAUAGAUACUGGUGCAUUGUUUUCCACCUAAACAGCCGGAUCUCUAAGAAUCUCAGUUUUCUCAUUAUCAGCAUCACGUGGAUCACUGCUGCCAUCUUGGCAAUUCCCCUGGCUGUUUUUAGGGAAUUCCGAUAUGAGGACCUGCCACCCUUCAAUUUAAAGAUAGCAGUGUGUGCUGAAAACUGGACUAACAGGGAUUCCACCAUAUAUAGCUUGUCCAUGUUGAUUCUACAGUAUGCCUUGCCACUUGCUGUCAUUUGUUAUGCCUAUCUCAGAAUAUGGUUUAAAUUAAAGAACCAUAUCAGCCCAACAACCAGAAGUGAGAGCCAGCAGAGAAGAAAGAAUACCACCAAAAUGCUAGUGAUGAUGGUUGUAGUGUUUGCUGUGUGCUGGCUCCCCUUUCAUAUCUUCCAGUUGGCGAUCGAUCUGGAGUGGACUGUAGCAAUUCAUGAGAAUAAGCUCCUUUAUACGAUUUUCCAUGUCGUUGCCAUGUGUUCCACCUUUGUCAACCCCUUUCUUUAUGGCUGGAUGAACAAGAACUACAGACAUGGCUUCCUGACUUUUUUUGGUUGCAAGGAUACACUUCAGAACAGCCAACCAGACGGAUCACUGAGAGGCCACUCCUACACAUUUCGUCCUACUACCUUUCAUGGAAGCAUUAAACAUGCUUGUGAAAAUGGAAACCCACCCACGCACGUGUAACUGUGGCCCUCACCAACGCAUAUAACUCAACAUAUCCAACCACUGUGUAGUGACGGCAGCAGGAACUACUUUAAAGGAUACAGACUCUGAAACCCCUAUAAAAAGAGAAAUGGGGAACAAACAUGCACAUUUUAAAGAGGUUCAACUGUGCAAACAACACAUACAGGUUUAUGUAUGUUUCCACACUUACAGUACAUGAAAGUUAAAACACUUAAGGUUGUAUAUUUUAAUUUUCCAGAAACACUGGGGACUAACAUAUCAUUCUAUCCAGGUCUAAUCCUCUUCCGGUCUGUCUUUCGGACCACUGGUUGGUUGCUAUGGUCAGGGCUUGGGACCUUAGCAAACAGUGAACAAUUCAGAUGAAUGAAGCAACUUAAAUUCUAUACUGUUCUGCUGAAUAUUAAAACAAUAACACAGUAAUUUUAAUUAGGAAGUAUGAACUAAGUAACAGGGGCAAAUUUGGCACCAGUUUCAUUAACCCUUAGCAGAUAACCAGAAGGUAGUACUGACAGUCUGCCUGUGCCUAUGAUUACAUUUUCCUUUAUAUGGCUGUUCCGACUGGAGCUGGCACUGACAUUGGAAGUGAGAAUAUUACAUGGCCUUGAUUACUACCUAUAUAAUGUAUUAGCCUAUACAUGGAUAGAUUCCAUUUUUAACAACAUAAGAUUCUCAAGAUAAAUAGUUUCAUUUACAUGUAAGAAAUCUAAGUGCUUAAAUCUAACAGACCAAGUCAGUUUAACCAAUUGUUUCUUUGAAUUACUGGUUUGCACCAUUACAUUGGAAGAAUUCUGAAUGUUUCAUUACGUGUGUCGGAGGUGUGUUUUAACAAGUUGCACAACGGAUUGUCCCUUUUGGCCUGAUCGGCCAAUCGGAAUCACUGGUUUGGGGAAAGUCUUCCUCCCUCUCCAACCACAAAGAUAUUUGCUUCAAUGAUUACAAUCACCACUAACGAUAGCGUAUGGGCAUUCAGCAAAAGAACAUGUUUUAUAGGGUACUGAGCAACCAUUUAACUAGUCCAGAAUAUAUUUUCAAACAAAAGAGAUUGGUUGUAUAUAGUUACUUAAGGGUUGUUAUUAGAUAUUCAAGACUCCGUAUCCAGGCAGUCACAUUUAGAAAGGCAGCCCAUAAAGAGCAUAAAUGGAAUGACAGAAAAUAGUGUUAUACAAGCAGGAACAUUACUACAAUCAGCAAACCUAAAAGGUCAUUAAAGAAUAAGUAAACCUUUUUUCUGUCUAUUAAAUGACUCUAAACAGGCCCCAGAUUAACCUGCCUUAGUCCCUGCAUUCGAUCCAAUCUGGUUCCUGAAUUAUAAGUUAAAAGGAAAUAGCCAGAGUAGGACAUUUUGCUAAAAGGUGUGCCAAAGAGACACUGACAUGCAUGUUUGUAUAGCUUUAUAUAGUGCUACCGGUAUACACAACUUUUUUCAUUUUAUAGCUGCUUUUGUUGUUUAUAAGUGCUUGGCUUUGGGUUUCCCAGUAAGUGCUGUUCUGCCUACAUGCACAAUGGAAAGCCUGUCAAUCAUGGCGCUGGGCAAAACAGUUGUCCUAAGUCAGUCAUGCAUUCAGCUGGACCGUGACAUGUGCCUGUGAAUAUAAAGCAUUUUAUAAAUGCAACUUGUGCCGAGAACUCAAAACUUAAUUUGAAUCUGCCCUUGACUCCCCCCCCCCCGUUUAUUUUAAAAUAAGGAAAAAACAGGUGACACAGGCUCACUGCAAUGCUGAAAACAAACGGGCCAUAGGCCUCACUUCAGUUGUAUUUAUUUCUCUAGAAAUAUGCCAGUAACUGAAAUUAGAACAUUGAACCAACCAAAUGAAAGCAGUAUAGAAACUUACUAAUGUUCUUGAUGGCAAAUGCAAGAGGUAAAAAGGGAAAAAGAGCUUACAGUCUAGAAGGAGAAAGGGGUAUGAAACACAAGGAGUGGGGCAUAUAGCGCACACUGAAGCUAUGCAAGCCUAUACGAGGGUAAGUUUCUCUAAAGAAAUGUAUUUUAAGAGCUCUUUAAAGGGGAACUCCAGCUUCUGAACCAAAAUUUGUAAACGAGCCCCCACAACAUGAAAACCCCCUAAUAUACCUAUCAUUGUAAUCUAUUCCUUCAAAAGGUAGGAAUAAAUACUAUUUUAUAUGCUG
Messenger RNA from Xenopus tropicalis (tropical clawed frog), 3539 nucleotides. RefSeq names its product neuropeptide Y receptor Y2 like (gene npy2rl). The coding region runs from base 294 to 1412 and encodes 372 amino acids. The record is from RefSeq and is a predicted model, not a curated record. Gene Ontology annotation, molecular function: neuropeptide Y receptor activity; G protein-coupled receptor activity. The transcript has 2 exons. Gene Ontology annotation, biological process: G protein-coupled receptor signaling pathway; signal transduction. NCBI's taxonomy places the organism in Eukaryota, Metazoa, Chordata, Amphibia, Anura, Pipidae. Gene Ontology annotation, cellular component: membrane.